Molecule: messenger RNA, 594 nt
Organism: Rhopilema esculentum
Lineage: Eukaryota; Metazoa; Cnidaria; Scyphozoa; Rhizostomeae; Rhizostomatidae
Source: RefSeq, a predicted model, not a curated record
AACUAGCUAUUUGAUACCCCUAUUCAUUGGCAACUGUAUAGUAAAGGUAUAAAAGAAAACACUUCGAUUUCUAAGAGCAUUCGACUACUCUUAUUGGUAUCGAGACGAUCAUAUUCAAGAUGCGUACACUCCUUUUCGUCCUUAUUGGCCUCGUUGCCGUAUAUGCAGCACCAGCUGCUGAGCAGAAUGAUAUGGAGGAGAUGGUAGCAAAGCUUGAUACAGAGGGAUACUUGUCCCCUGUGGAUGUUGAUGAUGAAGAAGAGGUUCACAUGGCAAAGAGACUGGUCUCUGACGAGACCCUUGAACAAUUACUUUUGGAGAAAAUGGAAUUCAUCUUCAAGAUUCUCGGACCUCUUGCACCCGCACAAGUUAAAACUGCCAUUAGAAAUAUUGUCAACGAGAGAAAAUCAGAGAUCGUCCAAGCCCUUAAGCAGGGUGGAGCUGCUCUCUUCAACAUUCUCGUCCAAAUCUGGAGGAACGCAUUGAUGGGUGGUCUACUUGGAUAAAAAGUUUAAAAAACUUUCAAAAUGAUAGUAGUUUUAUUAAAAUCUAUUAUUAAUAUUAUUAUGUAUUUAAUUAAUUCUUAAAACUGAA